This is a messenger RNA of Callorhinchus milii (elephant shark), 687 nucleotides long. Its product is annotated as eukaryotic translation initiation factor 1A X-linked. The record is from RefSeq and is a predicted model, not a curated record. Bases 113 to 547 code for a protein of 144 amino acids. Gene Ontology annotation, biological process: translational initiation. The transcript has 7 exons. Gene Ontology annotation, cellular component: cytoplasm. NCBI's taxonomy places the organism in Eukaryota, Metazoa, Chordata, Chondrichthyes, Chimaeriformes, Callorhinchidae. Gene Ontology annotation, molecular function: RNA binding; translation initiation factor activity.
AGGCGAGCACGUGACCAGGCGCCGGUUUCUUUUGAAUCGCGGCUCGAGCUUGGGAGGAGGAGGACGCGUGCGCAGUGCGAGAGCGAGCGACGAGCAGCCCGAGACUCGAGACAUGCCCAAGAAUAAAGGUAAGGGAGGUAAAAACAGACGACGUGGUAAGAAUGAAAAUGAGUCUGAGAAACGUGAGCUGGUGUUUAAGGAGGAUGGCCAAGAAUAUGCUCAGGUGAUUAAAAUGUUGGGGAAUGGGCGCCUGGAAGCAAUGUGUUUUGAUGGUGUGAAAAGACUUUGCCACAUUCGAGGAAAGCUAAGAAAAAAGGUUUGGAUAAACACAUCAGAUAUUAUAUUGGUUGGAUUGAGAGAUUACCAGGAUAAUAAGGCAGAUGUCAUCCUAAAAUAUAAUGCAGAUGAAGCCAGAAGCUUAAAAGCAUAUGGGGAACUUCCAGAACAUGCCAAAAUCAAUGAGACAGACACAUUUGGACCUGGCGAUGAUGAUGAAAUCCAGUUUGAUGAUAUUGGUGAUGAUGAUGAAGACAUUGAUGAUAUCUAAAUCGUAUUCAGUUUCGAUUCCAUCGUCUUACCAAGCUUGAUUUGACAUUGAAUUCCUUUUUUGGACUUCAAAUUCGGAUUGUCUGUGUGGAUGGAAUUGAUUUGUAUUUGUUUCACUGAAUAAAAAAUUCUGGACUGUAA